AUGUCAAGAUUCAUGUGUGAAUAUGAGAUACGAGAAACACUUACAAAUCUUAUGGACAGAAUUUCUAAACUGGAAGCGCAACAGAGACCGGCAGUAUCGGCCUACGUACGUUUAUCUGAAACAACAACCCUCGGUACAUCCGGAAGAGUCAAGUAUAAUAUUGAAAUUACCAACAUUGGUGGAGCUUACAACUUUGAGGCUAGUCAGUUCAUUGUUCCCGUGCCCGGUAUCUACAUAGUUGACGUGACCGCGUGUGUGGCGAACUCUGAAGCCAUGAACAUAAAUAUCAUAAAAGACGGUCUUAAAAUCGGAGUUGUGAGGUCUGGAUCCCCGGAUUAUGUUGAUUGUUCAUCAGCUUCCCUAAGCAUCCAUCUUGACGCUGGAGACAAUAUCUGGGCGGAGCGUGGUGAACCUUCUUAUUCACACAGCUUGUUUGAGGGACGCGGAUGGAACUCCUUUGCAGCGACACUCAUACAUGCAGACUAG
Mercenaria mercenaria is the source of this 486-nucleotide messenger RNA. RefSeq names its product complement C1q tumor necrosis factor-related protein 4-like. The record is from RefSeq and is a predicted model, not a curated record. Gene Ontology annotation, molecular function: protein binding. The transcript is spliced from 2 exons. NCBI's taxonomy places the organism in Eukaryota, Metazoa, Mollusca, Bivalvia, Venerida, Veneridae. Bases 1 to 486 code for a protein of 161 amino acids.